Messenger RNA from Nezara viridula (southern green stink bug), 1542 nucleotides. NCBI's taxonomy places the organism in Eukaryota, Metazoa, Arthropoda, Insecta, Hemiptera, Pentatomidae. The record is from the annotation of a GenBank genome assembly.
GUGAAUAGUCGGCGGGUGCUGUUCGGUUCUUCCUGGUCAGAGAAAAGAUGAGCGUGUUCCUACCCUGCCUGCUGCUGUUCGUGGGACUUGCGUGUUCCAACGCUCGUGUGCCUUUUCAACUGAAUAACCCUAUUUAUUUCAAGAAUAUCGCAGCGGGCUUGCCUGAUAAUCCGGUCGGGAAGAUAUGGGCUUUACUGGUAGCAGGCUCUGAAGGAUGGGAUAAUUACAGACAUCAGGCUGAUGUCUGUCAUGCAUACCAAAUUCUGCACAGUAAUGGAAUCCCUGAUGAGAACAUAAUUGUUAUGAUGGCUGAUGAUAUUGCCUUCUAUGAAGAUAAUCCAACUCCUGGUGUGAUUAUCAAUCACCCUGGUGGGCCAAAUGUCUACAAGGGCAUACCAAAGGAUUAUACAGGGAAGGAUGUUACCGUUAAAAAUUUUUUGAAUAUUCUGGUUGGAAACAAAACUGCAAUGAAGGGUAUAGGAAGUGGUAAAGUUAUUGAAAGUGGUCCAGAUGACUUGGUAUUCAUCAACUUUGUGGACCAUGGUGGUGACGGUGUCCUUUAUUUUCCAAAUGAAGAGCUAUAUGCGGAUGAGUUUAUUGAAGCAAUUAACUUAAUGUCAGCUAAGUCAAAAUAUUCAAAGUUGAUAAUGUACAUAGAAGCUUGUCAUGCGGGUUCCAUGUUUGACAAUAUGCUCUCAGAUACGACAAAUGUUUUUGUUCUGACUGCAUCCGAUCCACAUGAAAGCUCCUAUGCCUGCUAUUAUGAUGAAACGAGGGGAACAUAUUUAGGCGAUGUCUUCAGUGUCAUAUGGAUGAAUGAUACAGAAAAUGAAAGCUUACCACGUGAGAGUCUUCAUCAUCAGUUUGAAAAAGUCCGUACUUAUACCAACACUAGUCACGUUGAGGAAUAUGGUGAUUUGGAUAUUGGUGUAACAAAACUGAAAGAUGUUUUAGGAUUCAAAAUGAGAAUGAUGAAAGCAUUACAGGGUUUUAAUUCAUCUUUCAGCAGUUCGGAUGUCAAGCCAAAACAUCCUGUGGACACCGCAGAUAAUAUGGAAGUUCCUCUUAUUGUUCUUCAAAAGAAGAGAAGUGCUGCCAAUGAUCCAGAGCAAAGUCAAGCUCUGAAAAUACAAAUCUAUAACCUAAUCAAAAAACGAAAAUUUGUUGAUCAGUUAUUUCAUGAAAUCGUUCGAAGGGUAACAGAUAACAUAGAUUUACGCAAGAAAGAAGUGCACACUUCAACAUAUGGUUUAACUCUAGAUAAAUUCUCAUGCUACAAGAAGCUCUACACCACAUUUUCCAACAAUUGCUUUAGUUUUAUUCAGAAUCCUUAUGCUCGUGUGCACUUGCAGAAAUUUGUAAACAUGUGUAGCACAAAAUGGUUGAAUAAAGAUAAAUUCGUUGAAGGCAUAAAAUCAGCUUGCAGUGAUGUAUUAGGCUCUAUGAAACCCAAAAAUAUCAUGUAAUCAGAUAUUUAACCAAUUUUAUGUGCAAUUUUAAAAGUUUAUGUUAUAACUAAAUAAAAUAUUGAUUAUUAUUAUU